This is a messenger RNA of Cydia fagiglandana, 1658 nucleotides long. It is a transcript of the gene NC2beta, whose product is annotated as protein Dr1. Gene Ontology annotation, biological process: negative regulation of transcription by RNA polymerase II; RNA polymerase II preinitiation complex assembly. Gene Ontology annotation, molecular function: TBP-class protein binding; protein heterodimerization activity; RNA polymerase II general transcription initiation factor activity. NCBI's taxonomy places the organism in Eukaryota, Metazoa, Arthropoda, Insecta, Lepidoptera, Tortricidae. The coding region runs from base 69 to 623 and encodes 184 amino acids. The transcript has 3 exons. Gene Ontology annotation, cellular component: negative cofactor 2 complex. The record is from RefSeq and is a predicted model, not a curated record.
AAGAAAAGCAAACAGCAGUUGAUUUACUUCGAUCUAUUUAGAAUUUGGUUUUCCAUUAAAGAUUUGCAAUGGGUAGCCCGGAACAAGAGCUCUGUCCACCGCCAUCAGAAGAAGAUGAGUUAACAUUACCUAGAGCAAGUAUUAACAAAAUGAUAAAGGAGUUGGUUCCAUCCGUUAGGGUUGCAUUUGAGUCUAGAGAACUAAUACUUAAUUGCUGCACCGAAUUCAUACACUUGCUCAGCUCUGAGGCCAAUGAAGUUUGUAAUCAGAGUAAUAAGAAAACUAUCAAUGCCGAACAUGUACUCACAGCUCUAGAUAGGUUGGGGUUCAAUGACUACACAAUAGAAGCAGAGGCAGUACUAAAAGACUGUAAGGCUGUAGCGGCCAAGAGAAGAAGGCAGAGCACCCGUUUGGAAAACCUUGGAAUUCCAGAAGAAGAAUUACUCAGGCAGCAACAGGCACUAUUUGCAAAAGCCCGUGAAGAACAAGCAAAGCAGGACCAACAGCAAUGGCUACUGCUGCAGCAGCAGGGGCUAGUGGGCUCCGAUGUGACGGCACAGCCUUACGUACCACCACCCACCGGACCCAAGGGUGACAUGGAUGAAGAUGAUGACUACUCAUAGGAUCAAUAUUUAUUUCUAACAUGUGAUAUGUCAAUAUUGUGUGGUUAAUUUAAUAUUUUUACAAGAAUUUGACAAAUAAUCAAUUACUUUGCAUCUAUCAAAAUAUGUUAUACAUAUCUAUCUAUGGAAUUUGUGUUUGCUGAUUGGAUAAGACAUGUUUAUAAUGUAUGUUGAUAGAGUUAAGCCACGAAAAGUCUGCAGCGAUUUUGAUAGCCCUCGCAGUGCCAGUGUUAUUUAUGUCAUAAUUUCGUAGAAGUUUGACAUUUAAAAUAAUACUUCAACUGUGUGGGCAGUCAAAUCCGCUGCAGACUUUUCUUGGUCUGACUCUAGACUUAUCUAUUCAUCGUCAUUAAGUAUUGGAGUUACCAUACCACAAUAAGCAAAAAAUAUUUAUAUUAGCCUCAUAACUAUAAGUAUUAUCUAUUAACUAAGGGAAACUUGGAUCCCAAACUGAUUUUCCAUUUUUCCACUUUUAAUAUGAUAAUUUUUGAAUAAAACUGUCACUGCAAAUAAUAAAUGUGCCCUUGAGUGUGCUCGAUGUAGAAUUACCUACGGUUUCUGUGAAUGGGGAAAAAGUAAAAAAUAAGACAGAUUUUGCUUUGUAACCAAUAUGUUAGAUUUACUAAUUAAUGAACGGUUUUUACUGAAAUAUCCUUUAACUAAAAUAAAAAUGUAAAUACAAAGUUUAAUUGUUAAUAUUGAUAGGACUUCACAUGUUCACUCUCUAUAGGUAACAUAUAGCUGGUCAAACCAAAUUUGUCAGUAAAUAAGAACAAAAAAACUAUACUCAUCCUUUUCUUUUGGGUGUUAGUACUAGUGUAAGACCAAGAUAGCAUGAUUCUCUUAUAUGUUUGAAAUGAGACAGUCCUUUGACAAACUAUAUAUUCCGUGUAAGUGUACACAGUUGUGUAUUUAGGCUUGAUUUAGACUUAGGACAGUUGCUUAUUCUAUUACCUUUAUUUUUUUUUUGUUAUUUUCUACUGGGAUCACUUGAAUCUAGACUGUCAAUACAAUAAAUCAAAACUUGUCACUACU